UAAGAGUAUAAGGGGGUUGAAUUCCUUUUAGACAAAUGAGCUGAUUGUAGGAAUACACAGAACAACAAUUUGUUCACAUCAAUCAUGGGUUAUUUACUGAAACCUGCAAUUUAUGCUACUUGAAGUUUAAGUGUUAAUUAAACUCUUUCGACUAGAGCUUUCAAGAAAAGUGAGACAUUUUUCUGAAUUGUAACACAGAAUAAAAACAAACAGGCAUGCACUCUGUAUAUGUGUAUGGCACAGUCAAGAUUCUUUGGCAGUUUUCCAAACAACAUUGCACGAGAUAAUACCUUAAGGUCGCAAAAAAGUACAGGAAUUUGUUUCUAUUUCUUGCUUGGAUCCAAACAUGGGGCUUUGGUAGAGUAGGCCAAUAUUGAGCCAACAUGACAGACACUCUCAGACAGAUACACAACUUUAUACACAUCGCACACACACAUACAACUUGUCUGCCAGAGAACCUCUUCAGCUUGAGCAUUUCAUCUAUGAGAUAAAACAGAGCUGAAUAAGCUAGUAAGGUUGCCAACAGAGUGAGGGAAGGCAGGGAAAGAGAGAGAGAGAGGGAGUGGGAGAGGGGGAGAAAGAGUAGCGGGAGGGAGAAAGGGUGAUGAUAAAACUCCACUGUGAGCCCUCCUGCAAGCUCAGUCAGAGAGCAAAGGAGCAACUGAGACGAGUGCAACGGAGCAGGCAAAAAAAAAAAGAAAGAGAGAGACCUGCCACACAGCAAAUCUCUGCACACACUGCCUUGGACUUGAUGACUUGUUGGGACAAUCAGUAGGCAGCACUUGACUUGUGUCAGCCAGAAGCAGGAGAGCACACUGCUACCUGCAAAGUUUUCCUGUUUUGUGUGAAACCAGUUUAUACUUCAAGGAGGAGAGAAGAAGGCUGGGCGAAGAUCAGAAACUGGACCUCAUCCAUCUCCUCUUUGGCUGGGCUCACUCUGCAUCCCUGUGGGGGUAUGGUGUGCGGAUUGACAGACUGAUUUUCUAAACUGCAUCUUUUGAUGAAAGCCCAACUUUUGUGGAUCUUGCAGCUUUUCCAGUUACCACACCACUGUGCUGGAGUCUGGAUCCAGUGCUCAGUGUGAGAAACAGCGGGAGAGAGCAAGGGGGGGGAAAAAGAGAAUAUUGCCAUCCAUCUCUCACCCCCGCAGCCCACCCUCAGCUUUGGACGCCCCUCCUCUCUGUCUCUUCUUUUGCCCCCUGUGCCCCCCCCCACCCCCACCCCACUCUCUCCACUACACCUCACCCCCCAACAGAGCAGAAAGCGUGAAAAAUCUCACUAAUGGGUUUAUUUGCUGUCAGAUCUGCGCCGAUCUGUCAUUCCCUUGGACCAUUCUGCUUGACACAUUUCAUAGUUGAGUAAGCCUCCUGGCUUUCUGUCUAGAGUUAACAGUGCCCCUGCAACGUUGUGCUGGCUGAGAGCUCAUCAAAAGGGGAGCAACGGCGGCAGCAGUCAGUCUGACAGUCUCUUGGACGGGGAGUCCCUGAAGCUGCAUUCCUCUGGUCUCCUUCUCCCCGUUGGGACUUGGUGUUUUGUGUGAGCCUUGUGGGCAUCCUCAGCUCCCGUCCAAUCGCACGACCGGUCCAUCACAGAAGAUUCAGUGUUGUUUCUUCAGGCAUUCUGGUGCUGAUCAAAGGAGUGUGAAGAUGUGGUGUGGGGCUGGGCCUCUGGCUGUGGUGGCUGCAGUGUUUUGGACUCAGUGUGUCCUACUGGAUGGGGUGGAUGCCAAGAAGGAGAGAAAGAAGCCAAAGGAGGCCACCCCACAACACACAGAGACGUACAAUGCAACUCUCUCCAACAGUGAAGAGGUCGAUGGAAGCAUCAAGAUUUCUGACCACCAGAGAGUCGACCCACUGGGAUCAUGGAUGGACUUUGUCAAAAGACCCGUUGGCAACUUCCCUGGAAAGUGUCGCAAACGCAAACGUCCCCUGCCGGGCCCACCUGGUCCUCCAGGUCCUCCUGGCCCACAGGGACCUCCUGGCUCUCCUGGCGCCGAAGUGACCCAGGAAGUUCUACUCCAGGAGUUCAAAGAGAUGAUCAAAGAGGCUACAGAGAGGAGAGCAGCAGCACUCGACAGACAAAUCAGCCCCAGCCAGCUACCUACAGCUCUGCUCACCCUGGAGGGGAUGACCUCGUACCGGCGAAUAGAGGAGGCUUUCCACUGCAAGCUCAAGGGCCCUGUGGUGGUGGAUAAGAAGACUCUGGUGGAGCUCCAGAACUUUCAGACACCACCUGCUAAAGGAGCCUUUCUCAGAGGGUCGGGAAUGGACCAAUCUACUGGGAGAUUCACAGCUCCCAUCACAGGGAUCUACCAGUUCUCUGCUAACGUCCACAUUGACCACAAUGAGGUGAAGAGGAGCAAGAGUCAGCUCAAGGCCAGGGACAAUGUUCGGGUGCUGAUCUGCAUCGAAUCACUCUGCCACCGAUACACCUCACUGGAGAUGAUUGUUGGGUUAGAGAGUAACAGCAAGAUUUUCACCGUCAGCGUACAGGGGCUGCUAGAGCUACAGGCCGGGCAGUACACCUCCAUAUUUGUGGAUAAUGCAGCCGGUGCUUCCAUUACAAUACAGAAUGGUUCAGAUUUCAUGGGCAUGCUGCUUGGUGUAUAGCCUCACACAUGAACAGGGCAUCGUUCAAGCCAUCCACUGCUGCCAUUUUUUUUUUUUCUUUUUUUGUUUAAUUCAAUGGACUGCUAAUGAGGACCAUCACACAGUACCAAACGACAGGGGAGGUUUGAAGGAAGGAUGUAAGGCUGACAGUGACUUGACCUCUUGUCAGAUGGUGAAAGGACAAUGUGAAGAACUCAAGGACUGAGUUUGUUUUUCACUGUGCACUGCGACUUCCCAGAGGAACUUGGUUGCCUGUUGCUUCACCAGUAAAAUAACCUGUAUGUACAGCAGUGAAUAAGUCUCUUACAGUAUAUUUUUCAUGGUUGUCGAACGCUUUUGUGGUAAGCCAAAUAUAAAUGAUUUUUUUAUGUUCUCUGGAUAAAUAUCAGAAGAGCAGGGGAACAUGAAAAAGUGCAUUUGUGUUUUUAUGUAUACUGACAUGUUGAUGUUUUUUGUCUACAUGAUCUACACACUCAUGAACUAUAGUAAGUUUUAUCAUGGGUUAAAUCUUACACUUAAGUUAUAUGGUACAUAGACUCUGUGAGUACACUGGACAAUGGAAAUAUGCCCAAUCAACAGAAUAUGGUCUUAGAAAAACUGAUGGCUCACAUGGGUAAUUACACAAUUUGUAACAUAGCUAGCAAUGUUAGCAGAGUGGCUCUAUAUGACUUCAGUCAGACCAAAAUAGCUCAAAAACUAUUACACAGAUUGCAGUCACAUUUUGUACAGAUAUUCAUGGUUUCUAGAGGAUGUAUCCUACUGACUUUGGUGAUGCUCUGACUUUACGUUUAGCCAUUACACCAUGAUAUUUGUGGUUUUGAGUGAAGUAUCUCAACAACCAUUGGAUGGAUUGCCAUGAAAUUUUCUACACACUUCAUGUUUCCCUCAAUUGUAACCAAUGUUGACAUGCUAACAAGCUAAAUUAAGAUGGUAUAAACGGUAAAAAUUGUACCUGCUAAACAUCAGCAUGUUAUCACUGUCAUUUGAACAUGCAGCCGACGUUAGCAUUUAGCUCAAAGGACUAUUGUGCCUAAGUGCAGCCUUGUAGAGCUGCUAGCCGAGCUGUGGACUCAUAUGAUAUAUUCACAUUACAGUGGAAAAACAGGGGUCUUGCGCUAUGCGUUGUGCCUGUGUGUUAGCGAAUGCUGUACUAAACAGUGCCACCUUAGCUGGAAUGCUAAUGUUGGUAGCAGUAGAUAUAUCGCAGAGACUCAGUGUUUUUUUGUAACAAACCUGGCAGCUGCACCUGCCAGGUAUCUUUUUGUCUGUGCUCGAUAUGAGGUCAGUUCUUUGCUAUACACUUCUGGAAAUUCAGAAACACAAGUAAUUAAAUGUCCGUCCAUCUUUUAGGUUCAACAGCAAUUGGCUGCAAAUAUCAUUGCUGCUCAUGUUUAAGUUCAACAAAUUUGAACUCCUGGCACACCCACUCUCCGCCGAGCACACCAUGGACGUUUGUGCAGAAGCUGUUUUUCUGCGAUAAAGUGAAUAAGCCUUUAGUCUUGUUUUAAAUGUGUUAGACAAAUCUACACACACGCCUUUUGACUGUAAGAGAGCUGUAACGGAACGAUUUUUUUGGGUAGAUUAUUUUUACAGUCCUUUUUGUGUUUCCAAUUUAUUAUCUGUUCAUUUUUACUGUAUUUUAUUAUUUUCCUGACAUUUAGAUGUUUGUAAUUUAUCAUAACUGAUACACCAGUAACAUUGGAAAGCAUUGAAAUUUGAUAUUUAUGUUUGAGAAAAUGUAUCAAUCGUGUGUUGAUUUACACUCAUGUGGACUGUUGAAACCACAGAUUAUUGCAAGAAUAAAAUUAUAUCUUUUUACUAUUUUUUUAUUACCCAUAAUAUUCUGUAAUUUGAAAUUAAACUCUUUAAAAACAUUGUCA
This is a messenger RNA of Seriola aureovittata, 4489 nucleotides long. It is a transcript of the gene c1qtnf12, whose product is annotated as C1q and TNF related 12. NCBI's taxonomy places the organism in Eukaryota, Metazoa, Chordata, Actinopteri, Carangiformes, Carangidae. The transcript has 8 exons. Gene Ontology annotation, molecular function: hormone activity. The coding region runs from base 1647 to 2609 and encodes 320 amino acids. The record is from RefSeq and is a predicted model, not a curated record.